CCUCCUUCCCUCUGCAUCAGCUCUCGUGACCAGUCCCAAUCCACUCUCCGACAUGCUCUCGCAGACAUGAAUCACUGUCGCGGGAGCCAUGGCUGCCGUCGAGUCUCUCGAUAGCGAUAGCGACUAUGGCUACGAUUUCACGCCCGAGGAGGAACUCGAGUUAAUUCGACUCGCCACCGACGCCGGGCCCAGCCUCGCUCACACGCCCCCCGCCUUAUGCAAAGACCCGAGCGUACGCGCUGCGAUAGACGCGAUACCAGAUCAUGCAGAGGGAAGCACUCAACCACGCGGCUCUGAGGCCCCUCAGUGCACAUGCUCGCGUCUCUGCAUCGUGCAUCAUCAGGCAUCUGACAGCCGGCUCGUCCCCCCGGCGUCUACUACUACACCAGCCGCCGAUGAGGACAUCAGCUACCCGGAUCCGCCUAGUGAGCCGCGCCCUGUCCGAACUGGAAAAUGUCCAGGUUCCUGCUCAGGAGUCUGCCGACGUCGACUCCGGCGACCUUGAAGACCAGCGCUCACCACUCCAACGCUUCCGCUCGUAUCCCCGCAAACCCCUCACUGUCAGCGACCUCACCUCGGGCGCUUGGUGCGAGCUGCAGUACUGGUACACACUGACCCGUCUUCCCGGAGGGCGGCGCACCCGAACCGCCGCCAUGCGGCAGGGGUCCAAAGUCCACCGGAAGCUCGAAGAUCAAGUCCAUACCACUGUGCCCAUCGAGAUUGCGAGCAAGGAGGACGCAUUUGCUCUACGGCUAUGGAACCUAGUCCAGGGACUGCGGACGUUGCGACAGACGGGCCUGACACGCGAACUCGAGGUCUGGGGGACUGUCGACGGCAACCUGGUCAAUGGUGUCAUCGAUGGAGUCAGCCACGAGCAUCCGAACCCCGAGUUCGAAGAAGAGCUGUCCAGCCAAGCCUCCCAGCCUGAUUCCAAGCAAUCUGCCCUGACAGACUACUUCCCAUCCAAGAAAAAGUCAGCCCUGCCCAAGGUCUACCUCACCGAUGUGAAGACGCGCGGGAGUCGUGCCCCGGUAUCCAAGUCCCUGCUGCGGCCGGCAAAGAUCCAGCUGCUUCUCUAUCACCGCUUCCUAUCCGACAUGGCUUCCGAGAAGCUUGAUUUUCUCAAAGUUUUUCGAAGAUACGGCUUGGACCCGGACGAUCGCUUCACAGACGCGUUCCUGGCGCAGAUUGGGGACCUUCAUGACGAGGUGUUUUACGACGCGCCGCUGAGCCCGGCCGACAUGGAAGACAACAUUCGCGGCGCCACCACCGCCUCUCAAGCAGACGAUCCGGCUAGCCAUCGAGCCGCGGGACCAGGUGCGAUCCUGGGUGAUGACCUCAUUCGCUACCAGACCCUACGCGACAUGCUCCGCCUCGUCCGAAAGGAGAUCAAGCUUGCCUUCCCCGACGGCGCCGAUUCCCUCGGCGACAUGCUCCGUGUGCAGUAUAUGCUCCGAUCCGACGGACGGAUGCUUGACGUCCACGACUUCCCCGUCUCGGCGCAGGCCCUCGACAGCUACCUGGGUAGCUACAUGGCGUGGUGGCGCGGGGAGCGGCGCGCCAAGGGCGUGGACAUUGAGGAGGCGUUCAAGUGCGGCACUUGCGAGUUCGCCGCCGACUGCGAGUGGCGGAACGCCAUGGAUGAGGAGCGUGUGCGCAACGCUCGUAGUAGAGUCCAGGGGGCUGCAACCUACGACUCGUGAGUUGAUUUAUCACGGGGCAGGUAUUUGCUUCAUGUAUGGGGAAAUGGGUAUCUUAUGUAGCCAUGCUUACACGAUGAUGACACGACGGGUGUAUGGAUAUAAAAUCCGUCAUCAACUAAGCCAGCCGAUGGCGCGGCUUCAAUAUGUAUGGUUAUGGCCAGAUACGCGGAGUACACAGCUAGUUGAAUG
Molecule: messenger RNA, 1892 nt
Organism: Purpureocillium takamizusanense
Lineage: Eukaryota; Fungi; Ascomycota; Sordariomycetes; Hypocreales; Ophiocordycipitaceae
Exons: 2
Coding region: 264-1703 (479 amino acids)
Biological process (GO): interstrand cross-link repair
Cellular component (GO): nucleus; mitochondrion
Molecular function (GO): single-stranded DNA 5'-3' DNA exonuclease activity
Source: RefSeq, a predicted model, not a curated record